Molecule: messenger RNA, 3183 nt
Organism: Coregonus clupeaformis (lake whitefish)
Lineage: Eukaryota; Metazoa; Chordata; Actinopteri; Salmoniformes; Salmonidae
Product: DENN domain-containing protein 2A-like
Exons: 18
Coding region: 1-3183 (1060 amino acids)
Biological process (GO): retrograde transport, endosome to Golgi
Cellular component (GO): actin cytoskeleton
Source: RefSeq, a predicted model, not a curated record
AUGCAGGCUGAGAGGAACACCUUGGCUGGGGGCAGAAAACUCUCCAAACCUCCCCAUGCCACCAUCAAAGACAAGAUCUCAAAGUGGGAAGGAAAGGAGUCUUCCCCAUCCCCACCAUCAACAACAACAGCUACUACUACACCCACUCAGAGUAUUGUGGAAAGACCUGACUCCUUAAUUAAGAGUGAUUCCAAACCCACCAUGGAGGACUCCAAAAGACCAACCAGCAGGGAGAAGCAGAAAAACAAUGGGAAGGAGAACAUAGGAAAGGAUGGGGAUUCAAUGCCUACCUCCCCAACAGUCACUACAGUUCCUCUUGUGAAAAGAACAGAAUCCCUGAAAAAGAUUGAUGCCAGACCCACCGUGGAGGAGCACAGGAGUAGACCAGCCAGCAAGGAGAAGCAGCAGAACCAUGAGAAGGAGAAUGUAGGAAUAGCAGGGGAUUUGAGGCCUACCUCGCUUGUGGGGCCUGUAAAGGACAUUACUGUGAAAAGAACUGAAUACCUGCAGAAGAAGGAUGUCAGACCCUUCGAGGAGCAGCAUGAAGGACACUGCAGCAGGCUGGCCAGCAGGGAAAAGCAGCAGAACAUUGGGAAAGAGAUCAUAGGAAGGGCUGGGGUUUCUCGGCCUAAUGUGGAGCCUGUGAAGGAGCAGGUGAUGGGGAUGCUGAAGAAAGACAACGUUAGGAGACUGGUGGAGCAGAGAGCUGUCUUCACUCUCUUCAAGAAGCUGGAGCAGACCAUGAGGGAGGAGAACCCCGGUAAGAGUCCUCUAGUGCUACCUGGCAACUACUUCUGCCCUCCUAGCAGAGAAACAGAAGUAGAGGCCAAGAGAAGGGAGUUAGAAUCCAUUUUAGGAAUACUGGACGCUGACCAGACGUUUGGGGGGUCGAGGCAAGGUGGGCAAGAGGGACGAGACCUGGAAAAUGUGCACACAGAGCCAGGGACACCACCCAUAAACCCAGUCCCCAAACCCCAGCGCACCUUCCAGCAAAGUACCUUCCAGCACCUCUCCAAAUCUGAAGGGAGGACCCGCUCAUUACUGAGACAUGGGAAAGUGCAGAUGAAUCUGCCCCCACUACCUUCCAUCUCCCCUCCACCUCUGUCCAACCAGCCUUCCUCCAACAUCUACAGGAGUCCCAGGACAGACAGACAAAGAGAUAGAGACAACCCAAACAGGAAAUCAUUUGAGUUCGAGGACAUUCUAUCAUGUCAUCCGCCGUAUCAUCAUUAUGAAAUCAUUACAGACUCUUCCAAGGAGAACCCAUAUGAGGACAUUGAGGUAUCCAGUCAGUGCUCAUCACAACCUUCUCUACCUUCCUCUCCUGGGUCAGAAUGCUCCAAGAUCUCGAGGCCUGGUUUCUUCAGACAGAACUCUGGUGGGAAGUGCAGCAUCAAGCUUCCAGAUCUGCGUAAGACCAACCACCACCGUAGUGAUAGUGGAGGAGGAGUAGCAUCUCCCCCACGGCUCAGCCCCCCCUCCACUCCUCAUAGCCCAGAUGAGGUGCCCCACUGGCUGUCUGGAGGAGAUUCCUAUAACCGCACCUGCAGGAGGAUACCAACGGAUGUGCUUAAAAUCAACAGCAUCUUCGAGGCUCGUGUUGGAAAGAAACAUCUGAGGAGGGUCUAUCACAUUGCUGAGACCAGCUCAGGGAGAGUCACAGAUGAAAAUACUGACUCAGAGAGUGAGAUAGAGGACAGGGCUAAAGCCCAUCGGCAGCGUCUGUCCUCAGUCCAGUCUAUCCUGAGCCAGCCGGGUGAGGGUCAGUACGGUAACAAACACAGCUCUCUGGAUCGCACCAGGAAUCUGAAGGAACUACAUCAACGCCAGCUCUUUGAGUACUUUCUGGUUGUGGCACUGCACAGCACCAAGGCUGGCAUCCACUACCUGCCGGUGGUCACACAGCACUUUCCCCUCAAGCUGGAGCGGAGCUUCAAGUUCAUGAGGGAGACAGAGGACCAGCUAAGGAUCAUCCCCCAGUUCUGUUUCCCUGAUGCUAAGGACUUGAAGCCAGUAGAGAACUAUCCCAGUGAAAUGUUCUCUUUUGUUUUGACUGGCGAAGAUGGAAGCAGGAGGUUUGGAUACUGUCGUCGUCUACUGCCCAGUGGGAAAGGAAAGCGUCUCCCUGAAGUCUACUGCAUCGUCAGCCACCUGGGAUGCUUCCACCUCUUCUCCAAGGUCCUGGAUGAGGUGGAGAGGAGGAGGGCCCUGUCUCCAGCCCUGGUCCAACCCUUCAUGAGGGCCAUUAUGGAGGCUCCGUUUCCUGCUCCUGGCAGACCCAUCACCAUUAAAACCUUCCUUCCCGGAUCUGGUACUGAGGUAAUGGAGCUGUGUCGUCCAUCUGACUCUCGCCUGGAGCAUGUGGACUUUGAGUGUCUCUUCUCCUGUCUGAGUCUGCGUCUGCUACUCAGGGUCUUUGGUUCUCUCCUGCUGGAACGUAGGGUCAUCUUCACUGCAGACAAACUCAGUACUCUGUCUCAGUGCUGCCAUGCGGUGGUGGCUCUACUCUACCCGUUCACCUGGCAGCACACGUACAUCCCCGUGCUGCCACCUGCCAUGCUGGACAUAGUGUGUACCCCCACCCCCUUCAUCGUAGGGCUACUGUCCAGCUCCCUCCCACAGCUCACAGAGCUACCCCUAGAGGAGGUGCUGGUGGUUGACCUUGGAAACAGUCGCUUCCUCAGACAGCUGGAUGAUGAGGACUCUAUCCUGCCUUCUAAACUCCAGUCAGCCCUAGAGACAGUCCUGGAGAGGAGGAGAGAACUGGCGUCAGAGCGAGGAGGACACGGUCCCAAUGACUCUGGCCACCUCAGCACCGUUGUGUCCGAGGCCUUUGUGCGUUUCUUCGUAGAACUCGUCGGCCACUAUCCACUCUUCAUCACCGAAAGGGAGGUUGACGCCUCCUCCACUUUCUCCUCCCCCAUCCCCUCUUCCUUCCAUCGUGAGUCCUUCCGUAAGUCUGUCUCGUCUAAGAGUCUGAGGCAGUUCCUGGAGGUCUUCAUGGAGACACAGAUGUUUGGCCUGUUCAUCCAGGAGAGAGAGCACCACAGACAGGCACUGAGAGGACUGUUUGAGGUGAGGGUGCAGGAGUAUUUGGACUCAAUUCAUGAUAAUGAGCAUCGCAGGGUUAACAAGUUCCUCAAAGGACUGGGAAAUAAAAUGAAAUUCCUGUCCAAAAAGUGA